GAGACCUCAUUGGCAUACAUAUUCCUUUUCUAGCCUAUUCUGCAGCCAGCCACAGUGCCUGGCGGCCUCGUGCGAAGAGGGCGGCUGAUCUCCCCAAACGCCUCGUACGGUGGUUGCUCGAAGGUAGAUUGUAGACAUGGGCCUGCCGGAGCAUCUCUUCGAGGCCCAUGCGUCCCCAGGUGGAGCAGCCAUCCUCAAGCAGGUGAAUCGGUCACAGAUCUGUCUUGCAUGUGGCUUGACGAGGCUGAUCUGGCUCCUGCAUGCCUUGAUGGUGUGGUGUGCUGGCAGUUUGAGUGUUCGGGUGAGUCAGUCGGCAGAGCGAUAUGACAGACCUGACGGGGAGUGGGCGCACCAGACUCACGAUUUCGCGAUGCCCUCCUGCUGUGUGUCGUGUUGGUGUUUUGCUUGCAGUGUGUCUCGACAUCGUCAGGGACCCUGUCAUCACGACUGAAUGCGCACACAUCUUCUGCAGGGGUACAGUGGGUGGGAAUGCCGCACGCACAACACACAGCUCAUUGCGUGCGUGCGUGCGUGUGUGUGUGUGUGUGUGAGUGCUUGCAGAUUGCUUCGGGACGAUGGACACGUGCCCACUCUGCCGCCAGGACACCGAUAUGCACCCGCUCAAGGGUCAGCAACACACAGGCCUGCCUGCCUGCCCACACCACACACAUGGGUGAUUGGGUGCUGUGUGUGUUGGUUUCAUUCGCUCAGAUACCAAUUCCGGCCGUGCCCUCUGGCGGGUGCUGUGCUGCCUCAAGAUGCGAUGCCCCAAGAGCGACGACUGGCAGAACCACCCCUGUGCGUGGGUGGGUGAGUACGCCGACCUCGAGAAGCACAUGGCCGAGUCAUGCGUCCAGCAGCAUCCCCUCUGUCCCCAGUGCAGGGCACAGGUACACACACACACACACACACAUCAAAUGCAUACUCUUUUGGCUCUCUGUCUCUCUCUCUUUCUGGAUCUGUGUGUGCGUCAGGAGUCGGUGAUUGCGGCCUUCAAGGAGGAGAUGGAGGCCAAGUUUGCUGCCGUGACGGCAAAGCUGGACCACUUGGGCGCCUGUAUCAUGCACCAUGCCGAAGUUACGCGGCACACGAGCGCUUCGAUGAUGCACACGACCCAGUAAGCAAGCAAGACAAGACGCGCAGCCGUCCAUUCCAUGGGCAUGCACAGUGAGUGAGUGAUGGUGUGUGCUCGAUCGAUCCACUCAGGCAAGUGGCGAUGCCAAUAUUUCACAGGCUGGACCUGAUGGCGAGCAAGUUGGACGUGGUCGACACCAUGGUCAACGUCGCACUGGAGCGCACCAGUGCUGCCGUUGUCCAAGUGGCCGAGUGAGCGAGAAAGGCACACACGUGGCUGUGCGUAGCGAGUCACACAUGGAUUACAAGUGUCGGUUGAUCGACUCAAACCUGCAGGCAACUCGCGACCAAGACGGCGCGCAAGUAUAAGUUCUGCAUCGAAAAUGGAAACAGCAACGACGUAAGGACAACCAACACCCACCCACACAGGCAGGCAGGCAGGGAGGCGGGCAAUGGCGACCUCUGACGUGUGGUGCGUUUGUAUGUGUGUGGGUGGCAGCUGACGCGUGGCCAGCACGACAUCACUUUGGGCCACAUCGAGCUGGGCACCUCACCCAACAACCUCAACCUCAAGGUCGACCUCACCAUCGACAAGGACAACGACUUCGAUGUCUACCUGUACCUCAGCACGGAGCAGGGCACGCCACAAAACAACACAACACAGCACAUCAUGCGCCUCUCUCGUCAUUCUCGACAUCAUCGUGUGCAGGUGAGGGAGACGUCCAGGCGGUGAUAUCGGCCGAGCCGCGGUGCUUCGCGCCCGUCAAGGAUACCCGCGUGCUGGACUGCACCCCCCAGGGCGUCCGCCUGUGCAACCGCCGCGACCUGACCUUUACCGAGGACGAUGAGCUGUGGUUGACGGUGGAGGUGCGGUCUGCGGUGGUGCUGCGGACGGUGCGGGAGAACAAGAAGAGCAGGGGCAAGUUCGAGGUGGGCCAGGAGAUAGUGGGCGGCCAGCGCGGCCGCCACGGCAACCGGCACUAGCAGGACCAACAUGCCCUGCCGCCACUAUGUAGCCAUCUAGCGAAGGAGGCAGGCAGCCAGCCUAUUAGCAUGAGAUAGAUGACCCGCUCACACGGAUGCACUGUAGGCUGGCAGGGAGGCAUCCGUGAGAUCGACCGGCCGUUUUGGUCAUCAUCGACUAGUGGGGCUGAUGGCGGGAUUCGUGUCGUGUGUGCAAGAUUGCAUCUCAUGUGUGACUAAGGGAAGAGGGGAGGGCCACUGUAUACGCUUCACAUUACACGGUUUUAACGACCAUUGGACGGAGCUCAUUUCGGCCAUGAUGCAUUUGAUGUGUCUGUAAUGAAUCCAUGGGGGCGGGGUGCCUGUUUGUGUGUUGGUGUACUCGUGUGUGUGUAUAUACAGUCGUGCAUGUGUGUGGUGUGGAUAGAUACGUAUCCUCUAUCCGUUUUCGGCCCGCAAGGGUGUGGUGUGCAUACUUCUUCCAUGUGCAAAUGCCUCCACGGCCUUUAUGCAAAUCAUGACUGACUGACAAAGCGACUGAUCUUUGUCUCCAUUCCCCGCACCCCCUCCAUCAGUCAGCUACGCGCAUGGCUGCCUAUCCGUCCGUCCGUCUGUCCGUCCGUCUGUCUGUCUGUCUGUCCGUCUGUCUGUCUGUCGUCUGUCUUCCUCUGUGUAUGCGCGACUAGCUUGGCGCGUGAGCUGCUGAUGGUCACGUGGGCAUAGUGAUGGGGGGCUGGGCAUGGCACACAUUCAUCUGGUAGCAAGGGACGCUUCUCCAUAGGAACUGAAAGCUGUUGAGUCGUUCGAUCCACAUUCAUAAACGAUAUGCUGCGUAUCCACAUCGCUCCAUCACUCCGCAAAAAAAAAAAGAGAAGACGGCCACAACCUCACAGUCACACAUACCACACCAGACUAGAAGAGACCAGAGAGACAGAGACGAAAAGAGA
Molecule: messenger RNA, 2984 nt
Organism: Vitrella brassicaformis
Lineage: Eukaryota; Vitrellaceae
Source: the annotation of a GenBank genome assembly